AUGACCCUCACUGAUACUUGGUUGCCACAAAUCAGUGGAGUAUUCAAUGGAGCUCGUGUCUCACUAGUAAAAAAGCCACUUGCUAAGGGGAGGAUAGUAAGAGGAAAAGAGUAUCCGAUAGCAUUUGACUUAGUGGUCGAAGGAAGCAGUAGUUACCAGGAAGCUGUUAAUGACUUCUUUGAGGAGCUGUCGCAAAAAGGGGUUUUACUGGACCUUGUGAAAGAUCACGGACUUGUCAUCAUUCAAAACUUGAAAUCCACCAACCCCGAGCAUUAUUCACAAAUUGUCAAUCGCUUUUUCCAUUCAUCGAAUUACCAGGAGUUUGAUCAAGUGGGUUUGCUGGCAACAAGACAAAAGAUUGACAAUGCAGUCAGCUCCGUCGGAAACGAUGAUGAGCUGGGCAAAAAUGUUAACAAGUUACAUGCACAUCAGGAGUUUUCCAGAUAUUUAGAGUACCCACACAUUCUCACAUUUUUUGCUCAACAAGCUUCAGUUCUGGGCGGUGGUGAAUCAACGACAACACAUGCUACUGAAUUGUUUGAUGUAGUAAACUCAAAAUAUCCAGAAUUUAUCAAGGAUCUCUAUGAAAAAAAUGGUAACCAUGUUUAUCAAAAGUUCAGCUACGAAGUUUCUACAGACUCAAAAUUCAAAAUUUCUUGGACAGACAAAGGAGCGUUUGGCAGAUACAUUACCGAUGAAGACUUGAAGACCAAAAAUUUGGAGUCCAUGAAAGUCAAGGCUAUCAAGCUCGCACAUGAAAAAGUGAGUAAAAACGUUGAGUUUGAUGAUAAUCAUGACUUAAUUGUACACCAGCAAACAAGCAUUGUGAAUAUACAUCCUCACACUGGGCUUCCUAUUAUUUUCAGCAGUUUACCGACCUACUACUCUGGCUAUUAUCAAGCCAAACUCAGGGGAGAAAAGGCUACCUUGCCACCUCUUAGGUACGGAAAUGGCGACCCAAUUCCUGAGAAUUAUCUAGAUUAUCUUUUUGAGCAAUCAGUGAAGUUGGAGUAUUCGCAUCGUUUUGAAGACGGUGAUUUAUUGUUCCUAGACAACUUUGCUGUUUAUCAUGGACGGAACCCUUAUACUGCAGGAGAUCGUAAAAUCUUGGCAAGUUUCUGGGAACCAAGCACUGACCGCAGAAAGCCAUAUAGACCAUCGGACUUUACUGAACUUUUUGCAUAG
Molecule: messenger RNA, 1185 nt
Organism: Ogataea parapolymorpha DL-1
Lineage: Eukaryota; Fungi; Ascomycota; Pichiomycetes; Pichiales; Pichiaceae
Exons: 1
Coding region: 1-1185 (394 amino acids)
Molecular function (GO): oxidoreductase activity
Source: RefSeq, a predicted model, not a curated record